AUGUUGAAUGGUAGAAAAGCAGGAGAAUUAUUGACAAAAAUGCAGUACAUCAUGAUUUAUGUUUUUAUAAUGUCAGUGGUACCUACGGUCUCAACUGAAAAGCAUAUCAUUGAUGAAUUGCAUAUUGAUGGUUCAAGCAUUGUCAGACCCAACUACGAAGAUGCGUACAAUGGACAUGAGCUGAAACUGUCUUGGUACAAAAAUCAAAGUUUUGAGGUCUUUGACCAGAACACGUUGCCACAAUUCACUCUAGCGGGCUACGAGCUAGACGAACACUUGUUAUACUAUGCAGAAGACAUUCCACCCUGGUCUUCGCUCGAAGUAACAUUCAUUUUACAAAGGCAGCUAGGUUACUAUCUACUUGUUUUCUACGUUCCAUGUGUUCUACUGGUUACAGUAUCGUUCAUAUCGUUUUGGUUGUCGUACCAAGCAACGGCAGCGAGAGUUAGUCUCAAUCUGACAUCGGCAUUAACAGUCGUUGCUCAGGGGAUCGGUGCUCGUUUUUUCCUUCCCCGUGUCUCGUACACAACGGCAUUAGAUGUAUAUAUCUUUGCAAGCUUCUGUUUUGUGUUAGGCGGUCUCGUCGAAUUUGCUUUUGCCAACUUCCUAUCGAGAAAGUGUGUUGUUUGUAAGUGCCGUGGAAACAACAUAGCCAUCGCGAACAACCCCAAAACGGAGGAACCGGCAAGUAUAAUUCAUUGA
This is a messenger RNA of Saccoglossus kowalevskii, 702 nucleotides long. RefSeq names its product glycine receptor subunit alpha-1-like. The record is from RefSeq and is a predicted model, not a curated record. Lineage: Eukaryota; Metazoa; Hemichordata; Enteropneusta; Harrimaniidae.